This is a messenger RNA of Centrocercus urophasianus (Greater sage-grouse), 7414 nucleotides long. Its product is annotated as A-kinase anchor protein 17B-like. The record is from RefSeq and is a predicted model, not a curated record. Bases 3184 to 5187 code for a protein of 667 amino acids. The transcript is spliced from 4 exons. Lineage: Eukaryota; Metazoa; Chordata; Aves; Galliformes; Phasianidae.
GCUGCUGAGGAUAGCAGUCCUCUGAGCACAUCUCAGGGCUGUCUUCGACUGAAAUCAUUCUUACGAUUUGUACUUCACUCAUACCGACUAAGAGUGUUUCAAAUUAAAUAUUGCCAGGCUGUUAAUGUUUCCCUAAAGGCUGAUUCUGUUUGGAGGAUGAACUGACGUGACACAUUUUAGGGUGUUCAAAGGUAGUUAAGUUAAUGUGAAAAGAACAGCGUAGAUACCUAAUCAGUUUUAGAGUUGCUGAUGUAUCCUUGUGGUUUUCUUUGAGGGUGCGAAAGGGUUAUUAUAAUACAUCAGCAAUACCUGGGGUUUCCACUGCAGUAUCGUGGCGGGUGAAUUUCAGUGGUGAUAGCAGGUAGGCAUAAAGGACUGGCAUUGUUCUGGGUGUAUGGCACUGACCAAAUCAAUAUUGUGUGCAGGUUGGGGAGUCAUACAGUUUAAGUUGGAGACUGGUGGAACAGUACAGUGAGUUGCUCAGAGGUUGGAAAAAUUGCCCCAUGGUGAGAGGUGUGAGAUCUUAGAGAGCUCUAAGUUUUUUUUAUAGAAGAUUAUUGACAGACCCCUGAAUUAUACCAUGUAAGGGGAAAAGAAAACAAAAAAUGAAAAAGACCCUGAUGCUGAUACUUUGGAGAGAAAGGCUUACAAAAAAUCAGUAGCUGCAAAUGGCUUCCAUCUCUGUGGUGGAUGAGUAAGAAAUGGAACAAAUGUCCCUUGGAAAGUGGCAGAUUUUUGUAGCCUGGUGUUUUCAAAUCAAGACUAAGUCUCUUCCUGGAAGAGUCCACAGUGAUGGCCAGGUUUUGUGCUUGUCUCUGUGUACAACUAAAAUGGAAUGCAGUGAACUGGUGGUCUAUUACAAUCCCAGUUAGUUGGAAUUUGUACUACAAUGUUGUAUUAUUUUAAGGUCCUGAGCGAUAGGGAUGUAUUGGGUUUCACAGGAAUUUGUCAGCAGAGUUGGCCACAGACUCUCAGGGUCCCAGGUCAUUAUCUUUGUUGCUUUUAAUACAUUUAAGUAACGCUUGUUGUUUUUUUUUUCCAAGUAUUACAUUAUCAGAAUAUAUGAUCACAGAAGAAAGGCAUGCAGGUAGCAAGGGGCACUUGAGUCUGCAGUUAUCAUAAUAAACAACAGUGCAAGAGCAAAGGUGUUCCUGAUGUUACGAGCAUAGCAGAGUUGUUAAAAGGAAAUGCUGAUUUGGUAAUGACAUUGAAUGUCAGAUUCCUUGUGAGCCUGGAAGAAUCAAAGCCUAAAGAUAACAGCAUGUUGGUGUGUUAGGGCUGAUUCCAAAAGGCCACACUGCAGAGCAGCAAAACCUCGGUAGCUAACAGUGUGCUUCACACACAAUUACACGAUGGGAAAUGCAUUUCUGGGGCUGAACUCAUUUUCGGUUUGCUAACUUUUGUGCUUUUGCUUUAAGGCUAGGACUGAGAGAUCUUUGCAAACCGGUUGAAAACUCUUCAUAAACUUCGGGGGCACUUAAGUGUGUGAAGGGAAAAACUUGGAAUUGGUCUAUUUGCAGCAGAGAUAUGAACUCAAUACAUCUGAACUGAAGUCCUUUAAAAUUGGUGACUUCUGAUACAACCAGACACUUAAGGGAAGGAUUCAUAAAGAGAAGCCUGGAAAGACUAAAGCUGCAAGAACAGGAGUUGAAAAAAAGGAAAGAGAAAAAAAAAAAGGGGGAGGGAAAAAGAGAAGAGGGUUGAAAGGUGAGGCUGUACUUUAGAGAAUGUCCAUCAGCUGUCUCUUCAGAUUUGUUACACUAUUUCAUACCAAGUGGCAUCCAAGAAGGGAGUUGUCAACUGUAAAAACCCAGGCUUUGAGGAAACAGGAAUCCAAGAACUCGAACCAGUGCCUUAUAGUUUUUAAUUUGUGUUACUGUGGGAAAGAGAAGCAACCUAACUCAGUGUGUAGGGCAUCAGAUGGAGUCUGUUACGAGAGAGUGGUUGGAGUAGAGACAUUCUGAGGUCCUUUCAGACUUGACCAUUCUAUGCUUCUGUAGACCUGGAGUGAAAUCUGAGAGCUGUUGCCCUCAGAUUGCACCAAAGCUUAAGAUUCUGCAUGAGGUUGUUUUCUUGUAUUGUUUUUAUAUUUACUUCUAUUAUUCUAUGCUGCAGCAUCACAAAUCAAUGUCUUUGUGGUUUGAAGUAGAGUUAAUGUGACAGACACUUCUAGGUGCCUCCCACUUGACUGUAAGGUUCAAAGCUAGGAAUGAGCCUUGUUUUUCUGCCUUUCCUUCCACCCUUUUUUACUUGUUGGUUUUUCUUUUCAUUGUUAUCUUUAGGGCAGUGGUUUUGAAUUUUGUAUGUGAGUAACAGUAGUAUAUAAAAGCUUAGAUGCUGUGGCUAGUCUGCUUGUAUUGCAUCCUACAUUGUCACUGGUAAUUAACCAUGUUACACACCUCCAUGUCUAAAGAAAAGCAAAGAAAAGAAAACCAACAAAAACAAAAAGACACCCUGAAUUUUAGAAUGCUGUGGCAGUUCUGUGGCACAAAUAGAACCUGGUCAGGUUGGAUGGGGCUCUGAGCACCUGGUGAAGCUGUAGGUGUCCCCACUCACUGCAGAGGGGUUGGACCAGAGGCCUUUGAAGGUCCCUUCUAACUCACAUGAUUCUGUGAUUCUAACAUAGUGUAUAAAAUGUUGGAUCUCUGAAAACGUUGCUACGCUUCUGUUUUUAAUUGAAUAUCUUCUUACUCAAAUGCUUUAAAGAUAGGAAUUUUAAAUACUUGUGUAAACACUUUGUUCCUUGAGUUUUCUGGAGUUUUCUGUAUCACAUCAUGUUGGUUGUUUAGUAGAUCUGUUUUCUACAGGACAAGGUUUCAAAAAAGCAGUGGCAGCUUCAUCUUGAAUUUUGAUUGGUCAUUGAAUCAUUGAAUUUUUAUAACAAUGGAAGUGGUCUUGUAACUCUUAAUGUCACCCUCAUGCUAAUCUGUAGGGGAGCUUUGUUAAGGUAAGAAUUAGAUCCAUAUGCUCUGUCUCUGAUUGUGUCCUUGGAGACAAAAGAUAAUGUGAGUCUGUCUUCAUGGCAGUGUGUAUAAAGAAAACCCUAGAAUACAGACCAUCAGAAGAGGUAAAUGCAGAACCGCUGUGUUCUAAAUGUGUGCAUCGGUUGGACGCAUGUCAUCAACAUGUGUUGUUUCUUUAAACAUGUUAUUAUUGUAACAACCAUCAUUUCUUAUUAGUCAAAUGUGGGUUCUUGGUGACAGGUUGCUUAUUAUUAGCAGUUCAAAGUCUGACAUCCAAUUUCCCAGGACUCCAAGUGUAAAACAAGCGUCAUCUAAAUUGUCCCAUAUUGAUAAUUACCUAGAAAAAAACGUGAUGAUGAACAAAAAGUUCAAGAGAGAAAAAAGAAAGCUAAGCUCAAGAAGAGAGGAGAGGCAGAUAGAUGGAGAUGAAAAGCAUCCCCAAAAGCAGCACAAAGUACCAGCUGAAGAACAGCAGUGGCCAGAGAAUGUGCCUGAAUGGGAAGAAAGGAAAUCCCUGCUAGCUCAGAGAAGAGCGGAGUCUGUCAGACUGCUUACAGUGCUGUUAAACCAUGUGAAAGAUGUUGUGCAGUUGGCAAGUCAGAAAGUGGAUCCUUCACCGGGCGUAAGGAAGAAUGAUUCCUUUUCUGAAGCAGCAUUAAAAGCCAUACAUCAGAAACAGAUUAACUCCUGUUGUCUUAUGCACAAAGAUUUGGAACACAAGGAAGAGCUUCAGUGUCAGUUAACCCAAAAAAGUAGCAGCUUAUGUUGUGAGGAAGGAGAUUUGACUGCCUUCUGUGCAUCUACUUCUCAUAUAGUCAAGACAAUUUUAAAUGACCCCGCUGCAGCUCUGAGUUCUGGCAGAUGGACUGGCAGAGAUGCAUACAGCUCCUUUGGCUGUGGAUCUUUACUGAUCACAGUGACUCAAGACUGCAAGGUCAUUGAAUCUCUAGAUGGAAGGGACUGCCAAACACUGAACGUGGUUCACCCACAGACGGGGUCUGAAGAUGGUUACAGAAAGCAAAAGGUUUAUGAGACCGAUGAAUUCAUUCAUUAUUUACUAAACUACUAUCAGACACCAAGCUAUGAACGUGUUUCCCUAGGGACAAAAAACUCUGCAAACAAAUCCUGGUGGAAGAGGGUGGUGUGUGAUGAUGACAGUGGUUUUCACAUCAGCUUGUGUAACAGGCAGGGUCGGCACUUCAGAGAAGUGAGUCUUGUACAAAAUCUCAACAGCAGAAAUUGCGUUGGUGAUGAUAACUGUAGACUAGUGAUCACUGCUGGGGAAUUGGAAUCAACAGACACAGUGUUGAAAAAUAAGGCCUGUGCAGAUAGGCUUGCAAGGAAGCUGCAAAUACAGAGGAAUGACACACUCACUGUUGAUUACUUAUCACAUGCUGAACCAAAUCGUUCUUUGGAUUGCACUGCUGCUGCUCGUGAUGAGGAAUUUGAACAAGAAGAUGGUAGAAAUGAAGUUACCGAACAGUACGAAACUUGUAGAUCUUACCAGUUACAGGACUUGUUGGAAGAGAUCAGUGAUUCUGAGUACUUCAGUGAGGCAUGCAGCGGUGCAAUGAAGAGUGCAGAAAGGAGUGAACAAAUUGACAGCAAUUGCAACAGAGGGUGCUUGCCUGCAAGAGAGAAAGAGAGAAAAUUACUGGUUUAUUUCAAGAAUGUUACUCUGGAAGGUCAAACAAAGGAAAGCAGCAAAUGCAACUUCUGUUCUAGUUCUGCCCAUGAGGGCUUGGCUAGGCAGUGUGAUCAUAACCUUGAAAAGUCAUGCAAGAGAUCUAGCAGUGAAUUAAGACAUAAAGGACAGAAAAGUGAGAGACAUUUCAGGGAAGAGGAAAGAAACACUUAUAAAAUGAAGAAAAAGAGGAAAAAGCUUUCUUCUGAUUUUUUAUCUGAUGAAUGUGGCUUUUCAGAGACCGAGAGUUGCAUACAGCUGGAGUCACUCAGAAAGAUAGAAAGAAGAUGUAAUAAAGCAUUCCACAACAAAGUGAAAUUCAAGACACUUCACGCAGGCACAGCAGCACCAGGCAUUACUGCUUCUGACUGCUUUCCACUUCAGGAGACACUCCGGCACACAGGAGAUGAGAGGAAAUUAAUAUUGAGAAGAGAGAUGGAUGCAGAUGAAAGAGGAUGCCCUCUCUUUCCUCUUGAGAUAAUUCAGACAAACCCCUGCUCAGAUACUUUCUGUGGAGCAGAGCCCAGAAGAGGAUGCUGAACAGCUACUAUAUAAUAGCUCUUAAGCUCCUUUUAGAAGUGGAAGAAGAAAGCCCUUUAGCCGUUAAAAGGUAUUGGAAGUACUUGGGCUUUUUUUCCUUAGGUAAUUCCUUCCGUUAGAAUGGUCUAACUGGUGUAGCAAGCCACAGAAACAGAAUCUCUAUUUACCUUUUGGAUGCAAGGACCAAAAUUUUCUCCAGGGCCAGACAAGCUUUUGUGGACCAGUUGCUCAGAAUUUGAAGAUUUAUGGAUUCAGAUCUCAGAGAUAAACUCUGAUUGAUAUUUACACAAUUCCCUACGUUUACAGAUACAGCAUUUAGUAAUAUCAAGUCCCUAGAAAAACGAAAGCAACAACAACAACAACCACAUAAAUAUAUAGAUCAUAGAGCAAGGAUAUGAAGUGCCUUCUCGAUCAGAUUGUUAAAAUGAUGGAAUUGGAAGCUGUGGGGGACAUUUAUAUGUAAUGGUGGAGAAUAAUAGAUUUCUAAAUAAGAAAAAAAUAUAUACUGUAAUGUUCACAGUGGAAAAAUACUUGUUUAUUAUUCACAGUUCUGAAAGUGUUUCUGAAAACCUGCUGGUCUUUGGAAGGAAGGAUUUCACAAUAACUGCUAGGUGUAGCGCUUCUGAGAAUCUGAUUUUCUAAGCACAGCUCUGAAUGUUGGACAGUGAAAGAGCAACGUCUGUCAGCAUGUUGACAGCUCAUACUUAGCAGGUUGAAAAUACCAUAGAAUCAUAAAGUCAAAGCGUGGCUUGGGUUGGAAGAGACCUUAAAGCCCCCCCCAGCCCCAGCCAUGUGGCGGGCUGCCUGCCCACCCAGCUCAGCCUGCCUAGGGCCACCCAGCCCAGCCUUGGGCACCUCCAGGGAUGGGUGCACACAGCUCUGGGCAGCGCCAGGGCCUCACCGCCUACUGCGUAAAGAAUUUCAGCCUAACAUCUAAUCUAAGUCCCCCUUGUUUUAGUUUAAAAACAUUCUCCCUUGCCUCCUUACACAGUCGCUAUCAGACCAUGUAAAAAGCUGGUCCCACUCCUGCUUAUAAACUCCCCUCAAGUUCUGGGAGGCCGCAGUGCAAUCUCCCUGGAGAUCUCUCCAUGCUGAACAAGCCCAGCUCCCUCAGCCCUUCUUACAGGGGAGGUGCUGCAGCCCUGUGAGCAUCUUCACAGCCUCCUCUGGACCCACUCCAACAGCCCCACAUCCUCCUUGUGCUGGGGGCACCAGGCCUGCUCACAGUACUGCACGUGGGGCCUCACGAGGGCAGAGCAGAUGCAGACAGUCCCCCCCCUGCUGCCCGCCCUCUGCUGGUGCAGCCCAGGUCACUGCUGGCCUUCUAGGCUGCGAGCACACACUGCUGGCUCAUGCCUAGUUUUUCACGCUCCAGGACCCCCAGGUUCUUCUCUGCAGGGCUGUUCUCAAGGAGUUUUUCUCCCACUCUGUGCACAUAUCUGGGAUUGCCCCACUGCAAGUUCAACACAAUGCACUGAGCCCUGUCGAACAUGGUUAGAUUUGCAUGGGACCACAUUCAAGCUUGUCCAGGUCCAUCUGGAUGGCAUCCCUUCCCUCCAGUAUGUCACCCUGCCCUGCUCAGCUUGGUGUCAUCACCAAACUUGCUGAGGGUGCAUUGAUCUGUUUGUGCCACUGAUAGAAAUGUUGAAGAGCACGGGUUCCAAGAUGGACUCCUGUGGAGCACCACUUGUCACUGGCCCGUGCCUGGACCUGGGAGCCAUUAACCACAACCCUCUGGCUGUGGCCAUCCAACAAAUUCCUUAUUCUUAAUAAUCCACCCUUCAAAUCCAUUUCUCUCCAACUUAGAGGCAAGAAUGCAAUAAGUUCACGAGAUUUCAAGAAGCUGUCCUUUGGAAGGCACAUGCAGUGAGAUAUCUAUUUAGCACAAUUAAGCUUACAUAAAAUUUCUAGAAGAAUUGUCAAAUGCUGUUCAAUUCCUGCUGCAUGGAAGUAAAAAUGUGAAAACUCAGUCUGGGAGCUUGAGUUACAUCUGCAUUUACUCAGACGACUGUAUUUAGCAGACAGUCACAGUUGCUCUGGGCCAAAGUCCCACAGAGAGACAGAGGGGACCAGUUCUACUCACAACACACUAAUUAUUUCAACUUUCAUUUUAGUAUGCUUAAUUUAUUACGUGUCAGUAUGUAAAUGUGAUGAUGUUGCCUUCCUUAUAUAACAUAUUACCCACAUUUGUAACUUCUGCUCUAAUAAAUCAUCAUUUUUUAAAAAA